This is a messenger RNA of Macadamia integrifolia, 1365 nucleotides long. RefSeq names its product myb-related protein 306-like. Lineage: Eukaryota; Viridiplantae; Streptophyta; Magnoliopsida; Proteales; Proteaceae. Gene Ontology annotation, biological process: response to auxin. The record is from RefSeq and is a predicted model, not a curated record. Bases 203 to 1153 code for a protein of 316 amino acids. The transcript has 3 exons.
CACCAUUGCCUUGGACACUUGUCUUAGCUUUUCUAAUAAGGUAGAAAUAUAGUACAGCUCACACAGAAACAAGUAGAAGAAGAUAAAAGAAGAGAGGAAGAAAAGGGAAAGGCCUCUCUUAUAUAUCUCUUCAUUCUCUUGAGCAGUAUCUGAAGAAAUUAAGGACGGAGGAGGCAGUGAAGAGAAAAAGAGAAAGAGAGAUAUGGGUAGACCACCCUGCUGUGAUAAAGUCGGUGUAAAGAAAGGACCUUGGACUCCUGAAGAAGAUAUUAUCUUGGUUUCUUAUAUUCAAGAACAUGGUCCUGGGAAUUGGAGGUCUGUUCCUACCAAUACAGGUCUGCUUAGAUGCAGCAAAAGUUGCAGGCUUAGAUGGACUAACUACCUAAGGCCUGGGAUCAAACGUGGAAACUUCAGUGAUCAUGAAGAGAAGAUGAUAAUCCAUCUUCAAGCUCUGUUGGGCAAUAGAUGGGCUGCCAUAGCUUCUUACCUUCCUCAAAGAACAGAUAACGACAUCAAGAAUUACUGGAAUACCCACUUGAAGAAGAAGCUUAAGAAGCUUCAGACAGGUCUUGAUGACAAUACCAGAGAUGGGUUUUCAGGUUCUCAGCAAAUCUCCAAAGGUCAGUGGGAGAGAAGGCUUCAAACUGAUAUCCACAUGGCUAGGCAGGCUCUAUGUGAGGCAUUGUCUUUGGAGAAUCCAAACAAUUUGUCUGACUUGAAGCCCUCUAAUGGCUGCUACUCUUACAUGAGCACUACCCAGACAUCUACAUAUGCCUCAAGCACUGAGAACAUAUCAAGAUUGCUCAAAGGAUGGAUGAAGAAUUCACCAAAAUCUUCCAAGACAACCUCAUCAGAGAUCACUGAUCAGAAUUUCUCCAACAAUGGGGCUCAAACAUCUCCUGAUGAUUUUGAAAUAUUGCUGUUUGAUUUUGAGUCUCCAACACCUGAUGCCUCUCAGUCUGUGUCUCCGGAUGAGGCAGUCAAUUUCUCACAGGAUAUUAGCCACUUCCAAGAUGAAAGCAAGCCAAUUCUAGGAAGUGAAGCCCCUCUCUCUUUGCUUGAGAAAUGGCUGUUUGAUGAAGGUGUUGCUCAGGGUCAAGAGGAGGACCUGAUUGAGGCUUCACUAGGAGGCACUGCAGCCGAGUUGUUCUGAAGUGCUUCUUCCUUUUCUGUCUGUUUUCUUUUGUUUAGUUCCUUAAUUAGUGAUCCUUAGUGAUCUUGGCCUUAAGCUGAUUAAUCAAAUUGUGUUGUGGCUUAUUAAGAAGUGGCCAUGCCAUCCUUUAUCAAAGAAAGACAAAUGUAAAUUACAGUAACAUCUAUUAUGUCAAAGCUAUAACUUGAAGAAUAAACUCGUAUCUUGGGUCU